Molecule: messenger RNA, 288 nt
Organism: Dichomitus squalens LYAD-421 SS1
Lineage: Eukaryota; Fungi; Basidiomycota; Agaricomycetes; Polyporales; Polyporaceae
Exons: 2
Coding region: 1-288 (95 amino acids)
Source: RefSeq, a predicted model, not a curated record
AUGACCGCAUACCACGAUCCUCAUUCCAUUGAAGCGAAGAAAGCCCGUUAUUCGCAGGAGCUUGCUGCAUAUACCCUUCGACAAUGGGACUCGGUUCGCCACUCCAUCGAGGAUGGGGAUAGCAGUGAGAGCUCAGGCCCACCAUCUCAGCAGCAGGACAGAUCUCGCUCUGCAUCGCGGGAUUCAGAGACGGCUGCGAGGCCGCGAGGCAUCCAAGUGCACGACUACGCGCAGACGAGCCGCAGGCAUCUUAAUGGCCAGCGCACCAUAGCCGCAGGAAAGGCGUAG